AUGGCAAGGGAAGGAGAUGAGAAAUCUGGGGCGGGUCGUUCUUGGAGCACUCGCGGCUGCUUUGAGAAAACCCGGGGGUGGCUGUCAGGGGGCGACUUCGCAAAGGCAUUGAAAUGUGUACGAGGCUUAAUCGACUUCCACUUAAUGGCGCAGUAUGGGAGUCAUACGACGAGCACACUGAAUUAUAUGGAGAGCUAUCUCGAGGAUUUCCAUAAGCACAAGGAUAUCUUUUUAGAAUUCCGGGCGUACAAGAGGACGGUUAAGGAUGCGAGAGAUCGGACAAAAGCUGUGAAGACCUCAGGCUCCCAGAGCGCUCAGCGAGGUUUGGAGGAGAUUGGCGAGAUACGGGAAAGGUCUCACUUCAACUUCAUCAAAUUGCACGUGUUAACGCACUAUCGGGAACAUGUCGAGCGCUUUGGGGAGCAUUCCCCAGUACUCCACGACAUCAGCGAACUCGCCCAUGUACGUCAGAUAAAAGAGGCAUACGGAGCAUCCAACAAGGUCGAUGCUGCAACGCAGAUACUGGACUAUGGGGGGCGGCGGUUGGCGUUAGAGAUUCGAAUGCUGAAUCUGAAAGACAUUGUUGGAGGUCCUGAGAGCACUGACGACAUCCUUUGGAGCCAUCGAGAUAACCUGAAGGAGUUACUUGAGAUUUUUAAAAUCGAAGACCGGAAAAAAACACCAAAUGAACGAUCCAUAGUAGAAGGCCGACUGCCUCUAAGCCGUCUUUGCAACCCCUGCACGAAAUCGGAAAGACUUUUCAAUAUUGCGGAUGGACUGCAAAUAAGCCAUACCACCUUAUAUCGCCUGAUAAAGGAGUAUGCAGAGGAUGCAGGAUGCCUUAAAGCUUUGCCGGAAGCUCUGAGAGCAUUUUAG
Morchella importuna is the source of this 876-nucleotide messenger RNA. RefSeq lists its product as uncharacterized. The transcript has a single exon. The record is from RefSeq and is a predicted model, not a curated record. NCBI's taxonomy places the organism in Eukaryota, Fungi, Ascomycota, Pezizomycetes, Pezizales, Morchellaceae. Bases 1 to 876 code for a protein of 291 amino acids.